Molecule: messenger RNA, 3421 nt
Organism: Numida meleagris (helmeted guineafowl)
Lineage: Eukaryota; Metazoa; Chordata; Aves; Galliformes; Numididae
Gene: PI16
Product: peptidase inhibitor 16
Exons: 6
Coding region: 1327-2139 (270 amino acids)
Cellular component (GO): extracellular region
Source: RefSeq, a predicted model, not a curated record
UCCUCGUUUUCGUUUCUCGUGCUGUGUGUCGGCCACGCAGGGGUCGUUUCACCCUUUUGUGACUCGUCGUGGAAACGUCACUUGGAGUGAGAAAAAGUUGGAAUAUUUUUGUUUUGGAAACGUCACUUGGAGUGAGGAAGUUGGAAUAUUUUUGUUUGGAAAACGUCAAACGCUUUCGCUGCCGGUUUUAAGCUGGCUCCCCAAGCCAAGGGGCUGCAGCGGCGCUGUCUGUCUGUCCUUUUUUCCCCACUAACAAUGUCUGUCGUUCCUUCACAAUGCAGCUCAUUUCAGCCAAACGCUGACAGAGGGGCAGAAGAUGAUCAUCUCCAGAGCUGGAAAAAAGGCAGGCAAAGAGAGAGGACAGAAAGCUCCCGCUGCUGCCGGGAUAACGUGCAAGCCUUGGUAGGCACCCAGGAAGCCACGCCGAAGGCCUUCAAGACGUGAGUCAGUAGAAAUUGAGGCUGCUCUGCUUCUGCGGUGCAGAUUUGGGCCUUUUUGGAGCCCACCGGUGUUGAGCUGAACCCUUUACACCCCCGUCAGGUGCAGGCAUGGAGCUCCUGUCUCGUGCUGAGGCUGCUGGCUCCCAGGGGUGCUGCGGCCUGGCUGCUCCUUGAGCGAGCAGCAGGAACGCUGCAUUCCUCGUGCGCUUACUAAUGCCGGCUGGACACGAGCUUGUCAGCUCCAGGGUGGGGCUUGGACCUUGGGCUGUUAAUCUCCACGCUUCAGACACUGGCUCUGGAAAGAGCCAUGAGGGUAAUGCUGGGAAGUUGGGAAAUUGUGCUGCACCCCAUUCGCCAGCAGCCGUGCCUGACCUUGCCAGAUGCGUUGGCUCUUACUCACGUCUCCCCAUGAGCCACGUGCCCUGGCUGUGACUCUUCCAGACCUGUUUUCUCCGAAAGCUCUGUGUGUCCUAAAUUUUUUUAGAAUCCUUUGUUGCUCUGGUAAGGUCUAGUGAGGAUGCUGUAGCGCCGGGGGCUGCUUGAGGCUUGGCCCUUCAUCUCUGCAUCACUUUGGAAAUACCAGUGGGUUCACUGAGGUCUUAUCACUGCCUUGUUCUCAUCUGCCAGGCCGUGGUGAGCUGCUGGGAGCUGGGUCCUGGUGUUGUCCCUUUCCAGUCGUUUCUCUGGGUCCCCAGAGAUGCAGCAGAGCUACUGGGGUGUCAUGUGAAGGAGAUGGGUUUGCCUUGACCCAGACUCCAGGCCUGCUGUUGACCUUAGCAAUAAAUGUGAAGCCUGGUGAGGCGUUAGCCUCAGGCCCUGCUUGCAGAAGUCGUUGGGCUACUGAAAACACAGCAGACUCUGGACCUAAUAAAGGUGAAGUUAAUACAUGGAGUCUUCAAGCUGUUGGGUGUUCCUUGCUUUUGGGAGGUGCUUUAAAUCUGACUGCCAGAGCUGUGGGCUGCUAAGAGCAGAAGCUGUCUGCACGAUGCUGAGCUCAGGUCUUUCUCCUCUUUUCCUGCUGCUCACGGCAUUGGAGCUGGGCUGGUCCCUGACUGAUGAAGAAAAGAGGAUCAUCCUGGAUGAGCACAACAAGUAUCGCUCGCAGGUCUCCCCUCCCGCUGUGGAUAUGCUGAAGAUGAGCUGGGACACAGAGCUGGAGGCCUUUGCCCAGGCCUAUGCAGAGAAGUGCAUCUGGGACCACAACAAGGAGAGGGGCCGACGGGGAGAAAACCUUUUUGCCAUGGCCCCAACGCUGGAUCUGGAAUUCGCUGUGGAGGACUGGAACGCAGAGGAGAAAUUCUACAACCUGACGACUUCCACGUGUGUCUCUGGGCAGAUGUGUGGCCACUACACCCAGGUGGUCUGGGCAAGCACGCACCGCAUUGGCUGUGGGUCAAAGUUUUGUGAGAAGAUUGAUGGCAUCGAAACAGAGGACAUGUACCUGCUUGUCUGCAACUAUUAUCCCCCGGGUAACAUGAAAGGCCGAAAGCCAUACAGGGAAGGACCCUCUUGUUCACAGUGUCCUGAGGACAGAGUUUGUGUCAACUCCUUGUGUGCAGAUGCCCUGGACACUGAAGAACUGGAGACAAACUCAGACGAGGAAGGCGAGGAGCAGCCCAUGGCUGGAGCUCCCAGUACCUGCUGGGGCCUUUUGCUCUUCCUCCUGCCUGGUGUCAUCCUGGUGGGCCUUCUGCUUUGAACAGUCUUUCUCAGCUGUCCCUGCACCAGUCACCAAGGCUUUCUUCAGCGUUGGUCGUCCCACCACCCUGGUAGGCUUGGGAGACGCCACGGACAAUUCAGGUUGACACAAUCUCUUCUUCCUCUGGCUCACCUGCUCCAGCCCUGCCAUGCCAAGGGCAACUGCCCAUUGCACGGGCGCUCAGUGCCCUUCCUGAGAUGGCCCAGGGGCAGGAGGGUGUCUGCCAUCACGCUAGUGAACUUGGGCACCAAUGCUUCUCCCUUCUUCCCAGCCAGCCUGGGCUUCUGCUCUGUUUCCAACAAGGAGAUGAUCAGCUCUCGUUGCCCUGUGCGGCCGGCAGGUCCCGCUGCACCGCGUCCCGGGGAAAGCAGGAUGCCCUGGAAAUGUCCCAAUGGCAAUGGGAUGUGGUGGUUGGUUUUGGUGUUUGUCUGGAGGCAAGGCACGGUUGUUGAGUCUGAUGCCUGUAUAUCAGGCUGGAUUUCUAACAGAAAUGCUCUCUUUCCCUCCUCGUGUGUCUGUCUGUCUCAGUUUUGGAGAAGUGUCACCUCUUCCUUCCUUGUCCAAAAGUGGCAUUUUUUUUCCACAGAAGAGGUUUGUGUUUCCUUCCCGUUUCUGGUAGAGCUAUGGCCAGUGUCUAGACGUACUCCUUUCUCCUCCUGCCACCUCUCUGCAGCCUUUGCCUUCUUCCUCCCUUCCGCUGCAUGAACCCAUCCAACAGUUACUCCGUUGUCGUGCCUUGAUUGUACGCGUGUGCCUGCACGUGUGUGCCCGCACAGAAGAAAAACCUUCAGCACUAGAGAAGAGUUACUGGCUCCUUCCUUCUGCAUGGCUUCCCUCUUUGCAGAACUUAAGCGUACGACGUAUGUGCAGUUAGAUACAGAUCCUGGUUGGUGCAUAUCUGUGGGUCCAGGAGGAAAAAUAAUCAGGUCUGCUGGUGCAGUUUCAGCUGGAAAGAGCCAAGUGAAUGACGUUAGAGGUUACCGCUGGUUCCAGGGCUUGUUGCAGGAUGGCUUUCAUUCUCUGGAGCACUGCGUUGUAUCCCUCCAUGUUUCUGCUCCGUUCAUCUGAAGAUUCCCAGUAGGGUGUGUUAAAUACGGGACAAGUUUGGCAGACCAGCAGAAGGGACGAGGAGAUCCGGUCUUUCUCUGGUUGUUGCAUCCUUGGGUUUCUUAAAUAGAUGAGGUGGAGAACGACCUUAAGUCCAAUAUCUGAGUCCUCCCCUGGAUGCUGUGUGCUGUGCAUCUCCGGAGCGUUCACUGAAUAAAUCCUGUUCUGAAAGCCU